GAGGGUAAGACUUGCUACUAUAAGAGGACUGAAGAAAACACAGCUAUCUCACUGGACUCUGUGCACCUCUUGCUAAGUGUCAUCUGGAUUUCUGAGUGUUAACAACAAACUUCUGGUCUGCAAUGAUGAUCAAGCAGGCAAGCAUUGCCAUUGCUGCAAUAUUGCUUCUUGGGUAUGUGGGACCAAGUCAACAAGGAACACCUUGUGAUAAACCUCACCACGUUCAGGAAUGGACUCAGUGGUUUGAUAGAGAUAACCCUUCUGGAAGUGGAGAUUGGGAGGACCUCAGGUCUCUUCGCAAGGAGAAUCCUGGAAAGAUCUGCCGUGACCCAAGAGAUAUAGAGGCUGUGACUCUUUCUGGGCUUAGUGUCAGUCAAGCCGGGGACAAAAUAUAUCGAAAUGAUGUCAAAAAUGGAUUCGUCUGCAGAAAUAAGGAUCAACGCGGCAGGAAGUGCAAUGAUUAUAAAGUUCGAUUCCGCUGUGGAGCUGAAUCCUGUGAUAAUGUGUGCUGGACCAAGUGGUACAAUAGAGACAGUCCCAGUGGAAGUGGAGACUGGGAGCAUCUGAGUGCCCUGAUCAGAGAAAACCCAGGAGGAAGCCUUUGUUCUAAACCUAAGUAUAUUGAGGCUGUUACGGUUGAUGGAGAGAUCCCAGCUAUGAGAACAGGAGAAAGCUUCCAUGCCUACAGUCCCACCAAGGGGUUAAUUUGCCGCAAUAAAGACCAGAGCACAGGCCGCUGCAGCAACUACAAAGUUCGCUUUGGAUUCUUUUUAUGA
Molecule: messenger RNA, 776 nt
Organism: Fundulus heteroclitus (mummichog)
Lineage: Eukaryota; Metazoa; Chordata; Actinopteri; Cyprinodontiformes; Fundulidae
Product: cartilage intermediate layer protein 2-like
Exons: 10
Coding region: 123-776 (217 amino acids)
Source: RefSeq, a predicted model, not a curated record